UGACAGAAUUAGAAAUUUAUGGAAACGAAUUUCACAUUAUGGGCCCACCACUUCAUGUUGUGAUCGAAGCCUUCCUGCACCUGGUAGCUGGACUGAACAUGAUUUAUAUUUGCUAUUCGGCACCUGCUCAAGGCCUUAUGGAUGAGGCUAAUCGUGUCGGCAGGAGCAUAUAUUUUUCGGGAUGGUACGAUUUCCCUUCUGACUCAAAGGACGUGGUGACGUUUCUCAUUCGCACCCAGAAAACCUGCGAAGUUUCUGCGGGCGGCAUAGUUCGUAUUGACAUGGAGAUGUUUAUGGCGGUGUUAUAAGCCCGAGUGGUUGCCAAGAUUUGUCUUGCUGAUAAUACAGGACAGUGCUUGCAUAGGGGCAACGACAAGUCUGUG
Messenger RNA from Acanthoscelides obtectus, 383 nucleotides. NCBI's taxonomy places the organism in Eukaryota, Metazoa, Arthropoda, Insecta, Coleoptera, Chrysomelidae. The record is from the annotation of a GenBank genome assembly.